CAGAGGGCAAAUGGAAAAAAUGUAAGGCAAAAAAGCUUUGCAAGCUCAAACAGUGACGCGAUGAGGAUGAGAGACCAGUUUCUCUAAACAUGUAGAAAUAAACUUGAACCCCGCGCUUGAAGAUGAGGCCGAAAUGCGCGUUUGAUGAGAAGGCUCGCCAUUUUUGGGUUCCCCACCCGCGUCAUCUGCGACGUCCGACGUCGAGGAGCGUCGGGACGACACUCGACGCGCGUCUCUCUUGUCGCUCGGGUUAGCGGACUUUUUAUUUUCGUAAGUGAAGUCGACAAAAAACAGACGCCACCAUGGACGCGAUCAAGAAGAAGAUGCAAGCGAUGAAGCUUGAGAAGGAUAAUGCGCAGGAUAAAGCCGACACCUGCGAGGGACAGGCGAAAGAGGCAAAUAUGAGGGCGGACAAAGUCCUCGAGGAAGUUGCCGAUUUACAAAAAAAAUUAACCCAAGUGGAAGCUGACCUUGUUGCUAAUAAACAAAAUCUCGAACAGGCCAACAAGGAUCUUGAGGAACGCGAAAAAUCCCUCACAAAUGCUGAAUCCGAAGUGGCGGCUCUCAACAGGAAAGUUCAAUUGAUUGAAGAAGAUUUGGAAAGAUCUGAGGAACGUCUCAACACUGCAUCUGCCAAACUUACCGAAGCAUCUCAAGCUGCUGACGAAUCCAGCCGUAUGUGCAAAGUAUUGGAAAACCGUGCUCAACAAGAUGAGGAGAGGAUGGACCAAUUGACGAAUCAAUUGAAGGAAGCACGUCUUCUCGCUGAAGACGCUGACGGAAAAUCUGACGAAGUCGCUCGUAAAUUGGCCUUCGUUGAAGAUGAACUCGAAGUCGCGGAGGACCGUGUCAAAUCUGGAGAGGCUAAAAUCAUGGAGCUCGAGGAGGAACUCAAAGUUGUCGGAAACAGUUUGAAAUCUUUGGAAGUUUCUGAAGAGAAGGCCAACCAAAGAGUUGAAGAAUUCAAAAGACAAUUAAAAACAUUGACUGUCAAACUAAAGGAGGCUGAGGCACGUGCUGAAUUCGCUGAGAAAACAGUCAAGAAACUCCAGAAGGAAGUUGACAGGCUCGAAGAUGAGCUUGGAAUCAACAAGGACAGAUACAAGUCCCUGGCUGAUGAAAUGGAUUCAACAUUCGCUGAAUUGGCUGGAUACUAGUCAAUUAUUUUUCUCGAUGAAAAAAAAAAUACAAAAUUUCAUCUUUUUAAAAAAAAAGUGUUCGCACCAACUACUUAAUGAACAUAAAUGAAAAUAAAAAAAAAAUAACGAAGUCCCACAUGAGACGUGAACAUUACGACUCGAGCUUCUUGAUAAACCAAAAUCAAAACACCGAUCGAGUAAAUUUUAACGAAGAAAAAACACAAAACAAAAAACACUUAUUCACUACUACUAUUCAUAUCCAGUUUACAUUGCGAAUUUAUUACCGGAAAUAGAUUUUUCUGUUAUAAGAUAUUUAAUAAUAAUAUAAAUCUAAUUAUAACGUGAUGUACGAAAUGUUAUGCUACGAAAUUUAAUAAAUGGCUGUAACUGUUUUAAAAUGA
This is a messenger RNA of Leptopilina boulardi, 1540 nucleotides long. It is a transcript of the gene Tm2, whose product is annotated as tropomyosin-1. Bases 303 to 1157 code for a protein of 284 amino acids. Gene Ontology annotation, molecular function: actin filament binding. NCBI's taxonomy places the organism in Eukaryota, Metazoa, Arthropoda, Insecta, Hymenoptera, Figitidae. The record is from RefSeq and is a predicted model, not a curated record. The transcript has 7 exons. Gene Ontology annotation, cellular component: actin filament. Gene Ontology annotation, biological process: muscle contraction; actin filament organization.